AUGCGCGCGCCCCGCGACAACCGCGUGUAUUUCCGCGUGGACGCGCGCCCAGGCGAUUCAGACUGGAUGGUCGGGCGCCAGACAUGGAACCUUGGCUCGGAGAACAGCCACCAGCAGCGCAUUCGUUUCGAGCCAGACGACAACGCCACCGACGAACAGGAGCCAGCCAACAGCCCCAAGGCGCCAGACCCAGUGUCUCCUUCGCAGGCCCAGGUCACAUUCUGGCGCAAGUGGGUUGGAGUGCAGGGCAAAUCAUAUAACGAUGCUUUGGAGGUUCUCAAACAUGCAAAGUUGGAGGCCAUCCGCGGCAAGAGCCUGGGCCAGCAGACUCAAUCAAUCCUCGAGGACCUCGAAGCUGACCUCCAGGACACCGCAGCUCAGAUCUCCACCUUGGCCGCCUCGUACCAGAGCCGCACGAAGGAGAUUGCAGACGCCGAGGAGGAGCUUCAGAUGUUGGAGGCCCAGCGCGCCUUGGCAGCGUCAGCAGCAGCGCAGGAGGCCACGGCCCAGAGCGACAUCUCCAACUUGGUGUGCGCGGCGCUGCAGGCAAGGAUCCCCUCUGGUGGUGUGCCCCCUCCCGAGCCCCAGCAGAAAGUUCAGUCCCUGGCAGAUGCCUUCGACGAGCUCCAGCAACGGCGCGACCAUGCCGUGGCAGCGCAGGCAGCGAUGCCCUCGGCCCAAGCAGCGGCAGUCACGCCUAGGCAGCAGCAGCCACCGCCGUCGGCGAAGGCGGCCUGGCUCCAGACACCGCCGCUGUUCGCAGCAGUAGCAGCACCCCAGCCAGAGUCCUCGCAGUACAUCCCUGUCGAACCUGAUUCGGAGGAGGAGGAUGAGGCGAUGUCCUUCGUGGGUUUCGGCUGCGGGGGCAAGCGCGCAGCAGACGCGCUCUCGGAGGUGGCGCAGCUCAUGGAGGAAAACGCCGACACCGAGACCGCCAAGCAGAUCAAGGAGGCCACCAGUCCAGCCUUUGACCUGAAGGUGGUAGCGUUCAAUGGAAGCUGUUGGAACACCUUCGAGCAUUUCCUAGAGUCAGAUUGGGCCACUGACGUGACGGUGAUUUGUGUUCAAGAACACAGACUCACUGAUGGGGACGUUAUUGCUCAGAAGAUUCAGUGGUGCCAGCGACGGGGCCGGCUUGCUCGCGUCCCGCCUGCUGCAGUGAACGAGGAUUCCGGUCGCAUCGACGGGGCUGCCAUCGUCAUCAGAGACCAGCUCGACCUCGGGAUCGAGCAAAUGUUUUUCUUUGCAUCGGUCGACCCCGGCCGCCUGACGGGCGUCCGCCUAGAAGCGCCAGGUCUUCCCAAGGUGGGUAUUUUGCGCGCGUGCUUCACAUCGUCGGAAGGUCUAGGCGAGGCUAACCUAGGCCGGUUAGCAGACAUCGCAGUUCAGCAGGAGCUCAGCAAGAUCCCCAUCAUUGUCGCUGCGGGCUUCAAUAUGCCCUCCAAUCAGAUCGAAGGCGCAGACUUCCUCCACAGGGCCUCGCUCCGUUUGGUUACCCCAGAGGCCCCCGCGUGCCGAAAGUCCAAAUCGCGAAGCAUCCCGGACUAUUCCCUGAUCGGCCGUGCCCUCAGGGAGAAGAUCGACGAGGUCCAAACGUGGACCAGCUAUCCUUUGUCGCCGCGCAGGCCAGUCUGCCCAGACGUUCAAUGCCGCAGUAAUUUCCCGAUUCCUGCGGUGAAGAGGCCGCGGAGGUUACCUUCGGCAGCGCCGAUCGGGCCCCGGCAGCGCCCGCGCAAGAGGGUGCGUACCCAGGCCGCUCUACAGUGUGCCGACUCCUUGCUUACCGAUGCCGUCAAGCCUCUCGAAAAGCAGCAGCAGCAGUCGAUCUUCGAUUUCUGUUACGUCGCCCUGGACUUUCCGCGGGCGACGUAUCUGACCGCGAGCCUGCAGGACCUACCAGGAGAGUUUCGCGCUGUCCUAAGCCUGAAUGACAGCCUGGCCGUUGCCAACGGCCUAUGCGACCUGUUGCGCACAGGCGCUGGAGUAGGAGACCUGGACAACGACAUCGAGUACGAGCGUGCGAAUAAUUUUUCAGAAGCGUCCACAUCCUGGGCUUCGUGGUCCAUGGAUGGACAAGGCGCCAUGGCGCUUGGGGGCCAGCCGCCACCUUUGCCAGUGGCAAGUGGUCAGGGCGACCCAGCAGCAUUCUUGAAGGACUUGGUCGUUUCGGUCGGUAACACAGUGCAUGGGAUAACGGCAGGAAAUGGGCUUGCUACGUACCUCAUACAGGUGUGCACCAUAGACCCCCUCGGCUCCUGGACCAAGCAGAACCCCGAUUUAGACCUCCACAGGAUGAACGCGAUCAAGAGAAGGAUGAGGGCAGGAGGAGACGCCAAGAAGGUCUACAACACAGGCAUCUUCGCGGGGGGGGCUCAAGCCUUUUCGACCGAAGAGCUGGAGUCGAAUGUCAAUUCUGACAGCGACCCGCUCGAGUUCGGAUACCAACAGGCGCCGGACUUUGACAUCGGUAACGAUGCGGCAGACCAAGCGGCCAAGAGAGCUGCCAUGAAGUUCUGCAGGCCAUCGGAGGCCGAGCGGGAGUUGGCCAAGUACGACGAAAGCCGCGUCUUCGUGGCCCCGCGCUCGCCCAGCCUGCGCCCGCAAGGCGGCAGAGCGCUCGUUGCGCUGCAGGGCGCCGCCAACAGCGUGCCGACGGGCCUCGUGUACCCCUCCCCCGAGGAGGCGGCGAAGACCCGUGAGGUGGACGGCAUCAAGCUGUACUCCACCCAUGCUUGGACCGACGACAUGGUGCCGAUCCUUGAUGCUGAGAGCAAGCCCGCGCAGGCGCCAGUGAUGAUCGGCGUGGCCGCGGACUCUGGCUGCGGCAAGUCCACCUUCCUCAGGCGCGUGCUGGGCGCCCUGGGCACGGAGGUCAAGCCGGGGCACACGGCCAUCGGCGACAUGCUGACGGUCCUCUGCCCGGACGACUACCACAUCAACGACCGGAACGACUUCGAGCUGACGGGGGCGCAGAGCGAGGCCCCGAAGCAGGGCAAGGCCAUCUACAAGCCGAUCUACAACCACGACACGGGCAACAAGGACCCCCCCGAGCGGAUCCAGCCGAACAAGAAGGCCCGCGCCAACCUCGACCUGGCGCUCUACAUCGACAUCGUCAACGACGUCAAGUUUGCCUGGAAGAUCCAGCGCGAUGUGGCCGAGCGCGGCUGGACCGAGGAGCAGGUCAGGGAGGACAUCGAGAAGAGGCUGCCCGACUUCGCUCAGUACGUGGACCCGCAGAAGAAGGACGCCGACGUGGUCCUUCGCUACGAGCCCUCCGACCAGGGCUUGCCCUAUCUCAAGGUCAAGCUCAUCCAGAAGAAGGGCGGCGCUUUCCCGGCGAUCUCGCUCAAGAAGGAGCUGACCCUCACUGGAAGCAAGCCUGGCGCCAUCGUCAAGCAGUACGAUGACGACUGGUAUGGCAGCCCAGUUAGCGUGAUCGAGAUGGACGGAGAGAUCGACAUGGACAACAUGGCGGAGCAGGUUGCCGAAAUCGAGGCCAACCUCGAGGGCCUGAACGGCCGCAGUCCCAGCGAGCUCACGGACGCCAUGGUCAAGCUCAAGGACAGCCCCGGCUCGCAGAACGGCACCGGGCUUCUGCAGGCCAUCAUCGCCAUGAAGAUCCGCGAGGUCUACGAUAAGCUCACUGCGCUCUGGCCUGCGGGGCUGGCCUUCGAGCACUUCUUGGACGUGGUGGCGACGGAGCGGGCGGCCCAGGAUCCGGGCGCGAGGCCGCGAGGCCGCGUCGCGCCCCUGUGCUGCUGCUCAGAGCAGCAGGGCGCCGCGUCCCCGGGCGUUGGCGGCGACGACGCAAGGCGGCCUGGCACGCGGCGGAGGCGCCGCCAGGCGGGCUCGCCCAGGCCAGCGGGCUCGCAGCUCGACGACGUCGGCUCCGCGACCGCGGCGCCGUGUACCCCGACGCCCAUGGCGUCAGGGCCGCGCGAUUCAUCGCCCGUGAAGGUGUUGAGGAGGGAGGCGCCGUCGUGGCCUGACGGCUGGACCGCGCCGUGCGACGUCGAGACCCUGCUGGGGGAUCUAUACCCUGCUGCUGGUGGCAAGCAGGUCCGCUUCCCCGCGGUCCUCGAGAGCGGGCCGAGGCAGCAGAGCUCGCUCGGGCGCCAGACGCGCUCCGGGGGCGAGUGCGACCUGUGCGGCGAUGGCGGCACGGCAGCAGAGUUCGGGUACCUCCUGGCAGCCACGAGCAGGGUCUGCAGCGGCUUCCGGCGUGCGGCGGCCGAGGAGGGCGAUGCGCCGACCCCGCGCCCAGGGCGGGAGAGCCCCGCUUGCGGGGAAGACGAGCGGACCUCGGAGGCGGAACGCCUCGCCAGUGAGCUGGAGGUCCCGAUGGGCCAGUGCCGCUGGAAGUGCGACAACGGAGCCACGACAGAGGAUUUCGGCGAGCACCUGACGGCAUGCCAUGGGCGGUUCGGCCUCCAGCGCGCAGUUUCUGGCCCUGCGCCCGAGCUCUGCGCCGCCCCCAGCCCUGGCGCGACAGCCGGGUCAGCGCAGCCCGGCGGCGCGCUGGAGCUGGCGCGCGCCACCUGGCGUUGCAGCGCGCCGCCGAGCGCCUCGCUCCCCGGGCUGCGUGUCCUCGGGGUCGCGUACGGUGACGUCGCUGUUGCAGUAGGCGUAUUGAAGCCGUACCCUUUCCGCUGCGAUGUCAACGGUAAGUUCGUGGCAAGGGCGCCCGAGCGCCCGCGCGCCUCGCCGCUGGGGGCACCGAUGGACAUCACCGUGGCGGGCGUGGAAGGGGUGCAGGCCAACACCUUCCUCUCGGUGCGCUGCGGCAGCCAGCGCAAGCAGGUGCCCUUCCGGAACGGGGAGACCCUGAGCUUCCCGAAGGGCGAGCUGCCUAAGGCCUACACCGUGGACGUGCUGAGGAAGGUGGGCACGGCGCAGGUCAGCGUCGCGGGCAUCAGCGCUCUGGGCGGCACCGUGAGGCACGAGCAGCUCGAGAUCCCGAGCCUCGAGAUCGCAGGGUCGCCCUUCAGGGCGAGCUUCACCGCAUCGCUGCAGCAGGAGCCCGAGCCCCGCGUCGAGGGCUCGAAGAAGCACUUGGCGGCCGCGCGCGCGAAGGAGUACCUCGAGAAGCACGGGGUGGAGCGCGUGCUGCACAGCAUGUUCGCACAGCUGCUGGAAAGGCAGCCCCUCGAUCCCCUCACGUUCAUGAUCGACCACCUCGAGCAGGUGCAGGACGAGGCGGAGGGCCGGGAGGUGGAGGAGCGCGACUUCGAGCUGGAGCCUGGUCUGGGCGACUUCGCCCUGCCGGGGCUCGCGGACAGCGACGAGGUGCCCAACCUCAGCAAGCACCACAGCUUCAUGGUGGACGUGCUCCGAAAGGACAUGAGCAUCCUCGAGCGGCUGGGCGACAGGAAGACCUCCCUCGGCGUCUCGCUGCUGCAGUGCAUCAAGCCGGGGAUCGACUGCCAGGGUCACGAGCUCGUGAAGGUGGCAGGAAUCAGCGCCGGAGACCAGGAGUGCUUCGAGCUCUUCAGCGAGGUCUUCAACCCCGUCAUCAGCCAGCUGCACCCGGGCUGGUCCCCCGAGAGGUCUCACUGCUGGGACUCGGACCCCGACCGGAUCGAGGACGUCACGAUCGACCCGACUGGUCGCUACGCCGUCUUCGCGAGCAUGGAGACCCGCCGCAACUUCCAGGGCCUGCGCAUGUCGACCUGCUGCUCCAAGGACGAGCGGCGCGCGGUGGAGCGCAUCGCGACGUUGGUCAUGGAGACCGCCACCGGGGAGCAGAAGGGCACCUACUACCCCCUGCGCAUGUCCCAGAGCCACGAGCCGAAGCCGGGCGGCAUGACGGUGCACCAGGAGGAGCGCCUGCGCGGCGUGGGGCUCCUCUUCGCGGAGCCAGACUCCAGGAUCAAGCUGUCGGCCGGCCUGGGCCGCCACUGGCCGGACGCGCGCGGCGUGUUCGUGGGCGAGAUGCAGGGCCUGUACACGUGGUGCAACGAGGAUCGAAUGGACCAUUUGCGGUUCUUCGCUCGACAGCACACCGCCAUCGACCUGAAGAAGCUCUGGGCGCGCCUCAAGAGGACGGUGGACAGCAUGGAGCAGGGCGCACAGCAGCGCGGGUACAGCUACGCCCGCAGCGACCGCCUGGGCUACGUGACCACAGACCCUUCCAGGCUGGGGUGCGCGCUGCGCAUCUCGGUGUCGCUGCGCAUCCCGUUGCUGGCCGAGGCCGCCGACCUCCCUGGGCUGUGCCGGACCUUCGGCCUCCAGUCCACCCAGGACGGGUCACCAGUGCAAGCCACGGCGGCGUGUGGAGCGUCUCGACCAGCGACUGCCUGGGCACGAGCGAGGUGGAACUCGUGGCCAGGAUCCAGGGGACCAGGGGCUGCGCAGCCCUAG
Prorocentrum cordatum is the source of this 6360-nucleotide messenger RNA. Lineage: Eukaryota; Dinophyceae; Prorocentrales; Prorocentraceae. The record is from the annotation of a GenBank genome assembly.